CCUGGAUAUUUUUUGGGUUUCUUCUUUUGGCUAGAUUUCUUAUCUACAGUGUCAUUAAUUUUGGACAUUGGAUGGAUCUCAAAUCUGAUAUUCCAGACAGGAAAAGGUAAAGGAGGAAGUGUUGCAUCUCUUGCAAAAGCAAGUAGAGCAUCUCGUGUAGGAACAAGAGCAGGUAGAAUAGUUAGAGUUGUACGUCUUAUUCGACUGGUUAGGCUAUAUAAGCAUGCAUAGCAAGCUUUAUAAAAGCAAGCUAAAAAAUUCGAGGAAGAAUAAAGAUAAUUAAUGGAAGAAUAAAAAAGAAUGCAACUCCUCACUCAAAAAACACUCUCACUCAGUCCUCU
Molecule: messenger RNA, 341 nt
Organism: Tetrahymena thermophila SB210
Lineage: Eukaryota; Ciliophora; Oligohymenophorea; Hymenostomatida; Tetrahymenidae
Product: cation channel family transporter
Exons: 2
Source: RefSeq, a predicted model, not a curated record